GAGAAGACUAGCAGCCAUAUCCUGUUGUCUUCAUUGCUUUCCAAAAUGCUUUUAACUUUUAAAGAAGUAAACAGUUAGCCAUGAAUAAAUCUUUAAAAUGAACAUCAAGAAAAGUGAAGAUUCAUAAACCAGGAUGAGUCUUACAAUUAAUGCAUUUCUUCUUUACAUAUUUUCAUAUGGUGUACAAUUCUGUUUUGCCUUAGAUAGCAUAACAUCCCCUCAUUUCUUAAAAGACCCAGAAACAAUAGUCUCCAACAAUUGCUUAUUUAGAUUAGGAUUCUUUAGCCCUCCAAACUCUGCUAAUCGUUAUGUUGGCAUUUGGUAUGAUCGCCCUUCGGUAAUGGAAGUUAUAUGGGUAUCUAACAGGAAUAAUCCCCUAACUGAUUCUAAUGGUGUGCUUAAAUUAUCAGUAGAUGGGAAUCUCCAAGUCAGUAAUGCAAGAAAUACGACCCUUUGGUCAUCAAAUGUAAAGUAUACCGCUGCUGGAUCUUCUGUGGCUCAACUGUUGGAUUCUGGUAACCUUGUCAUCAAAGGAAUCACAUCAAAUGCAAAUAGUGAAAAUGGGAGUGUCAUAUGGCAGAGUUUUGAGCACCCUACAGAUUCGAUUUUACCAAGUAUGAGCUUUAAUCUUAGCCCAAAUUCUAGUUUAAGACGGGUCCUGCGAGCUUGGAGAAGCUCUUCAGACCCAUCAGAUGGAAAAUUUUCUAUUGGUACUAGAUCUUUAGAUGUGCUCGAGGUUGUCUUGUGGGACAGAGAUCAGCCAUACUGGCGAAGUGGUCCUUGGAAUGGUAAUAUUUUCCUUGGGGCAAGGUACCAGAACACUGGCUAUGGUAAAAUCGCACAGGAAGUAGUUGGAGGAAUGAAUGCCUUAGUUUUUGCUGAUGCCAAUGAGACUUUGAUGUCACAUUAUACAUUAAGUUAUCUAGGAAUAGUAGCUCAAAGAUGGUGGGAUGAUGGCAAUAAGAAAUGGGAGAUCUCAUUGAAGGCUCCAGAUAAUGAAUGUGAUAAUUUCGGAAAAUGUGGGGUAUUUGGCAGCUGCAAUCCCCAGAGUUCACCGAUCUGCAGUUGUUUGAAAGGUUUCAAACCCAAAAACAAGGAGGAAUGGAGGAGAGGGAACUGGACAAGUGGGUGUACAAGACGAAAGGAACUGCAAUGUGGUCUUGCAGGAAGUGAACAAGAUGGGUUUCUGAGAUUACAGAUGAUGAAAGUGCCAGAGAAUGCUGAACUUGUUAUUGGAUUGAACUUGGAUCAGUGUCGAACUGCAUGCUUAACAAAUUGCUCGUGCUUAGCUUAUGCUUAUGACACCCAGAUUACAUGCCUGACAUGGAGUGGAAGCUUGAUUGAUGUUGCAAACCUUUCCCCUGGUGGUGUUGAUCUGUUUCUCAGACUUGCACAAUCAGAACUAAAUAAUAAGAAAAGAUUCAAGGAAAUUAUUGCAGUGAGUAUAAUAUCAGCAGCAGCAGCAGUUUCUGCCAUUAUAUGUCUCCUAAUAUGGAUGGCAUAUAGAUCAAACUGUAAGUCGCGACCACUACGACUCACUGAAUUCGAAAAGAAAACAGCAAUACCAGACCCAUUUAUGUUUGGAGACAGAAGUGAACUUCUGAUAAAUGACUUGCAAAUACUAGAAUUUGUAAAGCUGGCCGAAGCAACAAACAACUUCAGUGUGACAAAUUUACUCGGAAGUGGUGGGUUUGGACCAGUAUACAAGGGAAAACUAGAAAGUGGCCAGGAAAUAGCUGUUAAAAGACUUUCAAGGGCAUCAGGACAAGGAGUAGAAGAGUUCAUGAAUGAAGUUGAACUCAUUUCAAAACUUCAACACCGAAAUCUAGUCAAACUGCUGGGAUGCUGUGUUGAAGGAGAAGAGAAGAUGCUGAUAUAUGAGUACUUGCCAAAUAAAAGCUUGGAUGCAUUUCUAUUCGAUCCACUGAAGCAUAAGUUUUUGCAAUGGAAACAACGAUUCAACAUCAUUCAAGGAAUAUGUCGUGGCUUACUUUACCUUCAUCGAGAUUCCAGACUGAAAAUAAUACAUAGAGAUCUUAAAGCAAGCAACAUUUUACUGGAUGAAGACCUAAAUCCCAAAAUUUCAGACUUUGGCAUGGCCAGGAUUUUCGGAGGAAACCAGGAUCAAGUUAGUACUAGGAGGAUAGUUGGAACUUACGGAUAUUUGUCUCCUGAGUAUGCAAUGGAAGGGCACUUCUCUGAAAAAUCAGAUGUAUACAGCUUUGGGGUGUUACUACUGGAGAUAGUAAGUGGAAAAAAGAACAGCAGUUUUUGGUAUCAGGAAGAUUCCUUAAGUCUCUUGGGAUAUGCUUGGAAAUUGUGGAAUGAAAACUCUAUCAUUUUACUGAUUCAACCAUCAAUAUCUAGUCCAGACAACCAAGAUGAGAUUCUAAGGUGUAUACAUGUAGGGUUGUUGUGUGUACAAACAUUAGCCAAGAACAGACCAAACACUUCAGUGAUUAUAUCAAUGCUUGUCGGAGAUAUUAUUAAUCUUCCUAGUCCUGAAGCGCCAGCCUUUGUAACACGCCAGGUAUAUACUGAUACAGGGUCAUCACAGAUUACAGAAGAGAGUUCUUCUACAAAUCAUGUUACAAUUACAAAUUUAAGUGCUAGCACAAAUCCUUUGAGUUCCAUCAAGUUUGCUGGUAAUGGCUUCACUGAUUGGAAGCGUUCUGUUGUUAUCACUCUUUCAGCCAGAAACAAACUCGGUUUCCUUAAUGGAGAUUAUCCUGAACCUGAACCUAACACAUCUGAACAUGCUGCUUGGAUUAGAUGUAAUGAUUUGAUAAUAUCUUGGCUUCUUUAUUCUUUAGAUACACAAAUAGCCAAAUCUGUACUUUACUUCAAAAUUGCUUCAGAAAUUUGGAUUGAUCUUGAAGAAAGAUUUUGUUAUACCUCUGGAGCUCAAUUAUAUGACCUUGAACAACAGUUAUAUGAAUUACAUCAAGUAACAAAGUCCAUUUCUGAGUAUUACACUAGGCUCAAAGUCCUAUGGGAUGAACUAAAUUCAGCAUUUCCUCUACCUACUUGCACUUGUAAUAAAUGCACAUGUAAUCUCACUCAGAAGAUUUUCAAGGCUCAACAAGAUCAAAGGCUUAUCCAAUUUCUGAUGAAAGUCAGUGAACACUUUACUCAUGUUAGAAGUAGCAUCCUGAUGCAACAGCCUCUUCCACCUAGGUCUCUUCCCCUCAAGCCAUAUUCAGUCAACAGAACCUUUAAUAGCAAUAAUCAACAGAAAUUCAAUGGUAGUUCUGGUUCUAAUCAAAAGUACAAUUCAGGCAAUUUUGACAACCAACAAAGAUAUAGUAGCAAGAGACCAAGUUCUUCCUAUUACUGCACACAUUGCAAGAUCCAUGGGCAUAGUAAUUCAAGGUGUUUUGAAUUACAUGGUUAUCCCCCUGGUUUUAAAGGCUUCAGAAACAAAAAUGUUGCUGCUUUAACUCAACAGUCCACUGAUUUACAAGAUCCUCCUGACAAUCCAAAAAAUGCCACUAUUCCUAUGGAAGAAUACAAAUAUCUUUUACAAUGUAUGAACAAGCAAGAAAUACCACACACUCAGUCUAUUUCAUCUGAUACUCUCCACUCAGCUCAAGCUCAAUUAGUGGGUAAGAUAUGCUUGUUAUCUUGUAUGAAGUCCUCCUGGAUUCUGGAUAGUGGUGCAACAAAUCAUUUUUGUUCAGAACUUAAUCUUUUUGAUGAAUGGCAAUCCGUUGAUGGAAAUGAAAAUUUUAUCACAAUACCUAAUGGAACUAAAAUACCAGUCAAACAUGUUGGCACUGUGAAAUUAUCUGAUAAACUCAAGCUUCUUAAUGUGCUUCAUGUACCUGACUUUGAAUUUAACCUCAUUUCUGUACACAAGUUAUCUACUGAUCUUGAUUGCAAAAUCACCUUUUCUGGUGACAAGUGUUUCCUUCAGGCUCAGAAGUUGAGAGAGCCAGCACUUCUUCUUGGUAGGCUGAGAGGUGGUCCUUAUCAUAUUGAAGAUUCUCUCUGUUACAAGGAUUCUCACUCACCUGUUCACUCUUAUGUUUCAAGCAAAUGCUUGAAUGCUACCACGGAAGCGCAGUUGUGGCACCUCAGACUUGGUCAUCUUCCCUUCAAACAAGUAAAGUCUCUUUUUCCCAAUCAACUGAAAACAGAAGACAUCAUCUGUAAGAUUUGUCCUCUAGCUAGACAAACUAGAUUUCCUUUUGAAAAUAGUUCAAUAAAGAGUUUGAAGCCCUUUCAAUUGAUACAUGUAGACUUGUGGGGUCCUUACAAGGUAAAGAAUCAUAAUGGUUUUAAUCAGUUUGUGACUAUUGUGGAUGAUUACACUAGGCAUGUAUGGAUUACAUUGAUCAAAUAUAAGUCUGAUGUAAUUUCAGUUUUGAAGAAUUUUAUUCAUUAUGUUGAAACACAAUUUUCCUCCACUGUUAUGUGUUUAAGAAGUGAUAAUGCUAGAGAAAUUAAGGAAAGUGAAAUGAAGCUGUUUUUACUAAAUAAAGGUAUCAUACAUCAAACAAGUUGUCCUGAGACUCCACAGCAAAAUGGAGUAGUAGAGAGAAAGCAUAGACAUUUACUCGAAACUGCAAGAGCACUACACUUUCAAGCCAAGUUGCCAUCUAAGUUCUGGGGGGAAUCUGUGUUAUGUGCUGCACACAUAAUCAAUAGGAUGCCACUCAAAAGCAUAAACCAAAGUUCACCUUAUGAAAGGUUAUUUGGGCAAAAACCUUCCUUACAGCAUCUCAAAUGCUAUGGCUGCCUCUGUUUUACCUCCACAUUGUCCAAUAACAGAACAAAGUUUGAUACAAGGGCAAGACUAUGUGUUUUCAUUGGGUAUCCACCACAUCAGAAGGCUUACAAGGUACUUGAUCUUCUCACCAACACCAUACAUAUUUCUAGAGAUGUUGUGUUCCAUGAGCAACAUUUUCCAUUCCACCACCAUACCUCAAAUUCUGAUCUUGCAUCCAUACCCUUCCAUGAUAUUUUCUUACCUCAUAUAACUUCUCAUUCAUCCAACAUACUAGAUGAUGAACCAGAUAUUUUUCAACACUCUGCUCCUAUUAUAGACAAUGAUCACCUUCCUCCAACUUCUGACUUAUUAAAUGAUUUCCCUGCAAUAACCACUGAUCCUACCACUUCAUCCUCUCAAACAAGGCAAUCUACCAGAAUACAUAAACCUCCUCCAUAUCUCAAUGAUUAUCUCUGUUCAACCAUUUCUUCUUCCAACUUCAAAUGCAAUGCAGUUGAAUAUUCUAGCCUACCUCAGCAACAUCAAGCUUUGUUAGCCCAUAGUUCACAAAUUCCUGAACCAACAUCCUUCUUGGAAGCAGCUUCUGAUCAAAAUUGGGUUCGGGCAAUGGAGCAGGAGCUACAAGCCUUGAGAGCUAAUGAGACUUGGGAAGUUGUGCCCUUACCAACACACAAGAAACCCAUUGGAUGUAAAUGGGUAUACAAGCUCAAACUCAAAUCAGAUGGCAGCAUCGAAAGGUUUAAAGCUAGGCUAGUGGCAAAGGGGUUUACACAAAAAUAUGGUAUUGACUUUGAAGAAACUUUCUCACCUGUCAUCAAAAUGCCUACCAUCAGAUGCUUACUUGCCCUAGCAGCACAGAAAAAUUGGGAUUUACAUCAAUUAGAUGUAAAUAAUGCUUUUCUUCAUGGAGACCUACAUGAAGAAGUCUACAUGAAGAUGCCAGAAGGAAUUCCAAAUCCAAAUGGAUAUGUUUGUAAGUUAAAGAAGUCCAUCUACGGAUUAAAACAAGCUUCGAGACAAUGGUUCUCUAAAUUAGUUAAGAAACUACAAACUCAAGGCUUCAUUCAAUCCAAAAAUGACUACUCUUUAUUCAUCAAAAGAGAGGGUGAUCAGUUGACUUUGGCCGCUGUUUAUGUGGAUGACAUCAUUCUUACAGGGAAUCACACACCUACUAUUUUGGCCUUAAAACAUCAUUUACACACAACAUUCAGCAUUAAAGAUUUAGGCCCUCUUCAUUUCUUCUUAGGCAUGAAAAUAUGUAAGACUUCUGCUGGUAUAGUCUUAACACAACACAAAUUCACCAAGGAAUUGCUCAAGUUCAGUGGUCUUGAUCUAUCCCGAAGAACUACCACUCCUCUUCCCUCAUCUUUCAAAUUACAUCCAAACAUAGGAAGUCCUUAUCCUGAUCCAGCCUUCUACAGAUCAUUAGUUGGAAAGCUAAACUUUCUUACUCACAGCAGGCCUGACCUUACCUUUGCUGUUCAAACUUUGAGUCAGUUCAUGCAAGAUCCCAAGGUUCCUCAUAUGCAGGCCUUACACCAUACAUUAAGAUAUGUUGCUGGGUCCAUUGGUCAAGAAAUUCUACUAAAAGCCGGUGAACGUCUUUCUCUUAUUGGGUAUUCAGAUUCAGAUUGGGCCACUUGUCCCACUACUAGAAGGUCCAUAACAGGAUAUCUUGUAUUAUUUGGAGGAUCACCAGUCUCAUGGAAAAGAAAGAAACAAUCCACCAUAUCCAAGUCUUCCUCAGAAGCAGAGUAUCGUGCCAUGGCUGCAGUUGCUUCUGAAAUUACUUGGUUAGUACGUUUACUAGAUGAAAUUGGAGUAUCAAAUUUAAAACCUGUCACUAUAUAUUGUGAUAAUCAAUCAGCUAUCAGCAUUGGCAAGAAUCCCGUGCAUCAUGAGCGUACAAAACACAUUGAAAUAGAUGCUCAUUUCACUCGAGAAAAGGUCCUUGAUGGUUUGUUACAGUUGCAAUAUCUUCCCACUUCUCAACAAUUAGCAGAUGCAUUCACUAAGACUCUGUCUGCAGCACAACUACAAUAUUUGAUGACCAAGCUAGGUCUAGUUCAAGCCACCAUCCCUAGCUUGAGGGGAUUAAAGCUACAUAUACCCGUGGAAAAAAUAAUACUAGCAAUCAACUCGGUAUUCCUAGCCAUGACUAAAACCUUGGAUAAACUGCAAGUAAAGACCAAGUUUAUCAACCGUAUCAAAUUCCUAAACAAAACAAUGUAUCUUCUUGAUUAUGCAUUUCUUCUGUACGUAUUUGCAUUUGGUGCAAGAUUCUGCUCUACAGAAGAUAGUAUAGCAUCAACCAAGCUUCUAAAAGACCCAGAAACUAUACUUUCCAACAACGGCCGUUUUAGACUAGGAUUUUUCGGCAUCUCGACCUUUACAAACCGUUAUGUGGGCAUCUGGUAUAAUCAUCCUUCGGAAAAGGAAGUCAUAUGGGUAGCUAAUAGGAACAAUCCCCUCACUGAUUCUUCUGGUUUGCUUAAAUUAUCAGUAGAUGGGAAUCUCAAAGUCUAUAACGCAAGAAAUGAAACACUCUGGUCAUCAAAUGUCAAUAAUCCUGGCACAAAUUUUUCAAUUGCACAACUAUUGGAUGAUGGGAACCUUGUCAUCAAAGGAUUCUCAUUUAACACGACUCAUGAAAAUGGGACAACCAUAUGGCAAAGCUUUCAGAAUCCCAGUGACUCUAUUAUACCAAAUAUGAGCUUCAGUUCUGCCCCGUAUUCUAAUUUGAGGAGGGUGCAAGCAUGGAAAAGCCCUUCAGAUCCAUCAAAAGGAAGGUUCUCACUAGGUAUAAGUGCUAAAAAUUCUUUAGGCAUUUUUGAGAUUAUCAUCUAUGAUGAAAAUAAGCCACACUGGCGAACUGGUCCUUGGAAUGGCAAUGUUUUUAUUGGAAUAAGAUCCAAUCAUACUGGUUAUGGUAAUAUCUUGGUCAGAGGAUCAUUCACACAGCAAGAAGUUGGAGGGAUGCUUUCCCUGAUAUAUGCAGCAGCAAAUCAGACUUUGUUGCCACAUUAUGUGUUAACCAAUCAAGGAAUUCUAGCUCAAAGAUGGUGGGAUGAGAACAAUAAGAGCUGGAAGAUUGCAUUUCAAGCCCCAUCAAAUGAAUGUGAUAUUUAUGGAAAGUGUGGUGAAUUUGGGUAUUGCAAUCCACAGACUGAACCAAUCUGCAGAUGUUUGAAAGGAUUUGAGCCAAAGAAUGAGGAGGAAUGGAGGCGGGGGAAUUGGACAAGCGGGUGUAAAAGAAGAAAACAACUGCAAUGCGAUGAAGCUGGUGGAGGGCAAAAUGUGUUUCUGAGAUUACAGAUGAUGAAAGUACCUGAAAAUGCCGAGUUAACUAUGGGAUUGAACAAAGAUGAGUGCAGAAAUGCGUGCUUAACAAAUUGCUCAUGCUUGGCUUAUGCAUAUGAUAAUCAGAUCAAAUGUUUGAAAUGGAGCAGAACGUUGAUUGAUGUAGCAGACCUUUCCCCUGUUGGAGUUGAUCUCUACCUCCGCCUUGCAAAAUCUGAGUUAAAUGAUAAUAAAAAAAUCAGAACCUCCAUUUUAGUGAGUGUGAUUCUAGGAUCCGUUGCGGUUGUUGCCAUCAUGUGGUUCCUAUGGAGGUUCCUAUACAAGAGAUCUCCAACAAAGUGUGAAGUGCCUCCUCUAAUAAUCUCAGAAACAGCAGAUCAAAAGGAAACAGCAGACACAUUUGUGUUGGGAGACAAAAGCAAAGUCACAAUUCAUGACUUGCAAUUUGUGAAAUUUGAAAAGCUGGUCAAAGCAACAUAUAACUUCCAUGAAAGUAAUUUGCUUGGAACUGGAGGAUUUGGCGAAGUAUAUAAAGGAAAAUUGAUAGAUGGACAAGAAAUAGCAGUCAAGCGACUCGCAAGAGCAUCCAGACAAGGCACUGAAGAAUUUAUCAAUGAAAUUCAACUAAUUUCGAAACUUCAACAUCGGAACCUAGUCAAACUCCUAGGAUGCUGUGUUGAACGAGACGAGAGAAUGCUGAUAUAUGAGUACUUGCCUAAUAAAAGCAUGGAUGCAUUUCUAUUUGAUCCAGAGAAGCGUGACCAUUUAGACUGGAAAAAACGCUACAACAUUAUCGAAGGCAUAUGUCGAGGUCUACUAUACCUUCACAGAGAUUCCAGAUUUAAAAUUAUUCACAGAGACCUCAAACUAAGCAAUAUUUUGCUAGAUAAAGACCUCAAUCCGAAAAUUUCAGACUUUGGCAUGGCUAGAAUUUUUGAGAGCAACCAAGAUAAAGCUUGUACUCAGAGGGUAGUCGGAACAUAUGGUUACAUGGCUCCAGAAUAUGUAAUGGAGGGCCACUACUCUGAAAAAUCAGAUAUUUUCAGUUUCGGAGUGUUACUGAUUGAGAUAUUAAGUGGACAAAAGAGCAACAGGUUCUCAUAUGAAGACUCUCUAGGUCUGUUAGGAUAUGCAUGGAAAUUGUGGAACCAGGACAAAAUCCUUUCAUUGAUAGAUCCAUUGAUAUCUGGUACGGGUCUCCAAGGUGAGAUUGUAAGAUGCAUCCAUGUGGGGCUACUGUGUGUGCAGGAAUAUGCCAAAGACAGGCCAAACACUUCAGUGAUUUUGUCCAUGCUCAUCGGAGAUACCGUGGAUCUCCCCAGUCCUAAACCACCAGCUUUUAUGACACGACAGAUAUAUACUGAUAGUAGAGCAUCUCAAACCGUAGAAGAUACUUCCUCCACAAAUUAUGUUACUAAUACAACUUUAACUGUGCGAUAAUAUCUCUAAUUCAGUGGAUCAUACCCUCUUAUUUAGCUUAGGUAUCCCAUUUUUUCACACUAUUCAUCGACCACAAUUAACUGUAUUUUUUACAUAAUUAAUAAGUCAAAACAUAAUCAUGUGAGAUCUAGUUUGAUUCGUCUAAAUGUAAUUUUCAAUUAUGCA
This is a messenger RNA of Amaranthus tricolor (Joseph's coat), 9637 nucleotides long. RefSeq lists its product as uncharacterized. Gene Ontology annotation, biological process: protein phosphorylation; DNA integration; recognition of pollen. The transcript is spliced from 14 exons. Gene Ontology annotation, molecular function: nucleic acid binding; protein kinase activity; ATP binding. NCBI's taxonomy places the organism in Eukaryota, Viridiplantae, Streptophyta, Magnoliopsida, Caryophyllales, Amaranthaceae. Bases 134 to 9472 code for a protein of 3112 amino acids. The record is from RefSeq and is a predicted model, not a curated record.